This is a messenger RNA of Cercospora beticola, 2447 nucleotides long. RefSeq lists its product as uncharacterized. Lineage: Eukaryota; Fungi; Ascomycota; Dothideomycetes; Mycosphaerellales; Mycosphaerellaceae. The record is from RefSeq and is a predicted model, not a curated record.
AGCCACCCGGUCGACUGCUAGCUCUGGCCGAGUCUUCUGCAUCUGUGGGCGGUGCAUGAAGAGCUCCAGGUAGGCGGCUACAUUCUCCACUUCUUCCUCACUCCUCUUCCCUCCAUUUGCAGGCUGCAUCGGCGUGACGAGACGGCGGCGACAGUGCGAGAGCAGUAAGAGCGUGGAAGCAGGAUAAUGUCGUUGUGGGGCACGAAGCAGAAGAAGGACGACGACCACCCAGAGCAGAACGGCGAAAGCACCAGUCGCCCACACAGUCGACGAGACUUCGACGACAGCAGAAUGAGGGAACCCACCGAGAGAGACAGGCUGCUGCCAGCAGACAACAGACGUCCACCACACGCAGAUGGCUACCUUGACCCAGACGAUCCGGCUGUGUCGCCGUAUAAUCUAUGGACAGUCCGGUUCAUGAGAUAUCUUACCAUCCUCUUCCUGGUCCUGACAUUCCUGUGGUGGGUGCUCCUGCUCGUGAGCAUCUUCGUCUCGCCACCAGGACUGCACACUCGUGGCUCCGGCUUCUUCGAUUUCUCAUACACCACCUUGGCAGCCGGUAUUCUGUUGAACUCGCUCCUGUUCUUCUCGGCUCCAAGCCUCGCAAUGCGCGUCACACAGGGCAUUCUGGGCUUCGUACUGGUAGUCAAUGUAAUCCUUAUCGUCUCAGUGAAGAGACUACGCGCAGAAGAGGGUGCUCCAGGCAUUGCCAGUGUCGUAUGGGUGACACUGAUGGCAGUCUGGUGCAUCUCCACUGACCGCGUCGUUGCGUGGGCCAAGCGCGAAGAAGAGGAGCGCCUGACUGGUCGCCCAGAGACCAGGCGGACUCUCAAGGAAUGGCUGGCCGUCCUCGCAUCGACGACCAUCCUCGUUAUCUUUGUCCUUAUCACUGUGCUCAUGACAGCGACUCUGGUUAUUCGCAGCUUGGAUGCUGGUCUCGCCUUCGACGGCGAGCGUGUUCGUGUUGACAGUGGCAGAUACGAUGUCCAUUUUGCAUGCGUUGGCAACAAGACCACAGACAAGAAUGGCAACUCCAAUCCUACGAUCUUGAUCGAGUCGGCUGAGGACCCCGUCGAAUACGACUUCGAGCAUUGGGCGUAUGCUGCGUACAAGAACGGCACGAUCGAUCGCUACUGCUAUUGGGAUCGUCCAGGAUACGCGUGGUCGGACAACGCACCUUCACCACACAGCGCAGGCAUGUCUGCAGACAACCUUGCAGAAGCGCUUGCCAUUCAAGGCGAGGAAGGUCCGUGGAUUCUCGUUUCCGCCGGCUAUGGCAGCAUUGUCUCUCGUAUCUUCAGCGCAAGAAACUUCCGCGAGGUGGUCGGCAUCAUGUUGGUCGACGCUCUGCACGAAGACUACCUGGGUGAGCUCGCUUCGCCGGUUUCUGGAUUCCAGAUUUGGGGCUGGGGUGUCAUCAGUCCUCUCGGCCUUCGACGUAUCCUCGGCGCUGUCUUCGGCGGCCAAACAAGAGAUGAUCGCGUUUACGGCAAGUCAGCAUACCUCGGCGGCAAGUUCAUCAAAGCCAAAUUGCAGGAGAACCUCGUCGCCAACUCCUUCUCGCGACAAGAGAUCUCUUCGGCACGUACAAUUCAGGCCGAAGACACGCCUCUAGUCGUCAUCUCAUCCGGCAUUCGUGUUCGUAGCGAUGACAGAUGGGCAUCUAAGCAGCGCGAUCUGACCAACAUUACCGGGAAGCUCCUCCACUGGGACGUUGUCAACAAGGCACCCCAUUACGUGUGGCACACCCAAGAUGGUCGUGAUAUCAUGGAGAAGCGUCUCGGCCAGCUCGUAAAGGAGCACUACAAGCCACGCAAGGACCACCCUAAACUCGAACAGACCAUGGUUGAGCAGUACCGUACUGAGCACGAGCUGUGAGCACUAGUCAGUGGUCACUGAAAUGACGAAAGAGACGUCGGAACGUAAUGAAUAUACGCAAUGUGAGGGAGAUGCACAGAACCUGGGUAGGAUUGGAGAUCACAUACUUGGGCAUUCAGCAGCGUGGCGCUGGUGAAAGUACAGAUGGGACACAACAGAACAACAGGGUACGAGGAAAAUAGUGUGUUGAAAUGUAUACUGUAAUAAGGCAAAACAAUUUCAAUCUCAAAUUGUCCCAAGUCAUACUCGGCCUAGCUUUUCAGUCUACCGAUCAAAUGACAAACUCAGUCUGACUAGCCAACAAGUCCUGGGCGGCCGCCUCCCGGAAAUCAUCCUUGAUCAAUUGAUUGCCUGCAGCUUGGAAGUUGAGCAUACUUCUCGACGUGGGAGUCCACUCUGGCCACGCGAUCUGGUUUCCUCUGGCAGUGUUAGGAUCCAAGUGGUUGACAAAAGACAAGAAGUAUGUCUGAAGACGACUAGUGAUUGGAUUAUUAUCCCCAAGAAGACCAAAGUAGAACAGAAUGUCCGAGCCGUGAAGCGUGCCCAGUACAGGUGUUCCGUAGAGGUAU